AUGUCUACAACACGUCUAACCUUCCUAUAUCCCACCUUAUUUCGCGGGAUUCGAACUAGUGAGCCUAUUGCACCAAGAAUACGCAUACAAUCAGGACGAGCAACGCGCCCACGACGACCGAGACAAUUUGGCACAACGCAGAAAAGGGGGGAUGUGUUCGUGCAGAGACAUGGGAAAGCUGUAGAGCCUUUUCUGAAAGAGGGUGAAAUUGAGAGUGAUGUGAAGGUUUUCCUGCCAGAGGAGGAGGUCAAAGAAGAGGAAGAAGUGGUUAAAAAGGAUACGAAGGACGUGAAAGUGGAAAAGGAGUCACAGAAAGUCAAUAAUGCCAAAGACAAUGAUCGGAAGACAGCAAAGGGUGUUUCUUCUGCAGCGCCAUUAUCAGAAGAGACGCAAGCUGCUUCGAUCAUAGCUGGAGAUCCUGGGGUUACGGCGAGAUCUAGUACCACUCAAGGUCCGGAACCAUUGACACCCCGCCAACAAGCUACUGUCAAUACUAGUAAAAUGGCACCUCUAGAAACGGUAUUACAUAUGCCACCGCCUGACUCUGCGGAAGCUCAAGAUUCACUCAAGCCACCACAUUUACAAACCCCGCCUUACGUUCAUCAUUUCGACACAUAUGCUUUGGUACAGCAGGUUCAGGGAGGGGGCUUCACAAAGGAUCAGAGCAUUACUUCCAUGAAGGCAGUGAGGGAAUUAUUAGCAAUCAACUUGGAUGUAGCAAAGGAAGGAUUGGUUAGCAAAAGCGAUGUUGAGAACGAGACCUACCUAUUCCGCGCAGCAUGUUCCGAAUUAAAAGCCGAAAUACAAAAUAAUCGCAAGGCAAACGAGGAGAAAAUGCGCAGGGAACGUACACUACUCCAACACGAAGUAGAGAUUCUCAAUCAAAAACUCACUCAAGAAUUGCUCACGCUGAGGGAUGAUUUGAAAGGAAUGUUCGAUGACCGCAAGAUGACUGUACGACAAGAACAGCGCACCAUGGAAACCGGAAUACAAGAAUUAAACUAUAAAAUCACCGUAAUGCUCAACAGCGACGUAAAAUCCGAAAUCGAAGGUCUUCGCUGGGUUCUAACCCGAAGAUCAGUAAUGGGCAUCCUGUUCAUGGCAUUUAUGGUAUUAACUAGCUUGAGAUUUGCAAGUUACAAGGCGCAUGAACAUGAGGAGUGGAGGAGAAAGGAAGCGGAGGGCCAUGCGAAACAUGAUGAGAUUGUUUAUGAUAUGCCUUCGCAGGGGGCGGCGGAGAUACUGGCUGCUAAUUGA
Sclerotinia borealis F-4128 is the source of this 1257-nucleotide messenger RNA. The record is from the annotation of a GenBank genome assembly. Lineage: Eukaryota; Fungi; Ascomycota; Leotiomycetes; Helotiales; Sclerotiniaceae.